AAACAUCGAGGAGAAAGCAAGUGAAUAUUUCAGAACGAACAUUACUUAACUUUUUGGCAUUCCAUAUUUCCAUCCAAAGCCAAACUUUUGACACAUAACCAAUAAAAAAUUGAUGUCAAAAUAUAGUCAAAAUAAACAACACAAAAGUGAAUUUUGUGUGUUGUAUAGUCUUAUAAAAAAUAUUGGUUUCCAAGCAAUAAUAUUCAAUAAUGUCUGACCCACCUGUAAAGCGUUACAGACGUGAUGAAAAAUCGUCCGAUUCUGAAGAAGACGUAGAUAAUUAUGAACCGUAUGUGCCAGUGAAAGAUCGUAUGAAACAGAAAUUAUUAAAGUUAGGUAGAUUGGGACAAGUAGCUAAUGAGGUGGCUGCUGAAACUAAGAGUUCUAGCGACAACGAUCCUGAUGAUGAAGGUUCUCAAGAAGAAUGGGGACGACGUUACAAUGUAUCACUCCUCGAUCAGCACAGCGAGUUGAAACGUCUCGCGGAAGCCAGAGCGCUGUCCGCAGCAGAGAGACAAGCGAAGGAAGAAGAGCAUAUACUGGAGAGUGUAGCGCAGAGUAAAGCUUUGAUGGGUGUCGCGGAGUUAGCUAAAGGCAUUCAAUACUCCGAACCAAUCAAAACGUCAUGGCGUCCGCCACGUUGUAUAUUAGAUCUGCCUGAAGAAAGACAUGACAGGGUGCGACAACAGUUGAGAAUAUUAGUGGAAGGGGAGGACGUACCACCGCCUAUAAAGACGUUCCAACAUAUGAAGUUUCCUAAAGGCGUCCUCCGAGGUUUAGAAGCGAAGGGUAUAAAACACCCGACCCCCAUACAAGUGCAGGGUAUACCCGCGGUACUGAGCGGUCGGGAUAUGAUCGGUAUAGCCUUCACGGGAUCCGGUAAGACGCUGGUCUUCACACUGCCAUUGAUCAUGAUGUGUUUGGAGCAAGAAGUGCAAAUGCCGUUUAUUAAGAACGAAGGGCCAUACGGUUUAAUAAUCUGUCCGUCAAGAGAAUUAGCCAAGCAGACACACGAUAUAAUCCUACACUUUGUGAAACAUUUGAAAAUGACCGGCCACCCUGAAAUAAGAAGCUGCCUCGCUAUUGGUGGUGUUGCGGUGUCCGAAUGUAUGGAAACAGUACAAAGGGGUGUACACAUAAUGGUCGCUACGCCAGGACGACUUAUGGACAUGUUGGACAAGAAAAUGGUUCGUCUAAACGUCUGUCGGUACCUCUGCAUGGAUGAAGCGGAUCGGAUGAUAGAUAUGGGCUUCGAGGAGGACGUCAGAACGAUAUUCUCGUACUUUGCCGGGCAGCGACAGACUUUGUUGUUUAGCGCGACUAUGCCGAGGAAAAUACAGAAUUUUGCAAGAUCGGCCCUCGUGAAGCCGGUGACCGUCAACGUUGGUAGAGCCGGUGCAGCAUCACUGAACGUUCGCCAGGAGCUGGAGCUGGUGAAAGCCGAAGCCAGGACUGUGCACUUGCUGCACUGUCUCCAGAAGACCGCACCACCUGUGCUGGUCUUCGCGGAGAGGAAGCAGCACGUGGACGCUAUACACGAGUAUCUGCUGCUGAAGGGAGUAGAAGCAGUAGCAAUACACGGUGGUAAGGACCAAGAGGAAAGAUCUAGAGCCGUGGAAGCGUUUAGAAGAGGGGAGAAAGAUGUACUCGUUGCUACCGAUGUAGCUAGUAAAGGUCUGGACUUCCAAAACAUCCAGCACGUUAUAAAUUACGACAUGCCGGAAGACAUAGAGAACUACGUCCAUAGAAUUGGUCGUACCGGUCGUGCGGGGACUAUGGGCGUGGCGACCACGUUACUCGGUCGUCAGCAAGAUGAUAGUGUACUACGGGAUUUAGCGCAUCUGUUGAGAGAGGCGGGGCAGAAGGUCCCGUCAUUCCUAAUCGAGAUGUUGGGCGAAGCGGACGUGCCGGCGACGGACGGACAGGGCUGCUCGUAUUGCGGGGGGCUGGGACAUAGGAUCACUGAAUGUCCAAAACUGGAGGCGGUUCAAAACAAGCAAGCUUCGAAUAUCGGCAGACGGGAUUAUUUGGCGAACACAGCGGCAGAUUAUUAGUUUUAAUUCUAUUGAAGAACUAGCUGUGCCCCACGGUUUUACACGCAUUACUCCGCUCCUGUUGGUCUUAGCGUGAUGAUAUAUAGCCUAUAGCCUUCCUCGAUAAAUGGGCUAUCUA
Molecule: messenger RNA, 2172 nt
Organism: Colias croceus (clouded yellow)
Lineage: Eukaryota; Metazoa; Arthropoda; Insecta; Lepidoptera; Pieridae
Gene: abs
Product: ATP-dependent RNA helicase abstrakt
Exons: 12
Coding region: 210-2054 (614 amino acids)
Biological process (GO): mRNA splicing, via spliceosome
Cellular component (GO): spliceosomal complex
Molecular function (GO): ATP binding; RNA helicase activity; zinc ion binding
Source: RefSeq, a predicted model, not a curated record